Molecule: messenger RNA, 1854 nt
Organism: Odontomachus brunneus
Lineage: Eukaryota; Metazoa; Arthropoda; Insecta; Hymenoptera; Formicidae
Product: ionotropic receptor 75a-like
Exons: 9
Coding region: 220-1740 (506 amino acids)
Source: RefSeq, a predicted model, not a curated record
AGUACUUCUCUUGAUGCAGAUGCCGCGAAAUUCGCGAAGACAUUCAACGAUAUCUACGUACUUUCAUCAGUGUGGAACCUCGAUUCCGUGAGCAGACUCUCGUCGCGUACCUUGAAGAGACUCUUGUACGGCAACUAUCGCAAUUUAGGCAUUUACGUGGACGCGCAGUGUGAUAGUCAGAAUUACACCGUAAUCUAUUCCGAGGCUACGAAGUAUCUGAUGUACGAUGAGACGCACAAAUGGCUGAUUUUGGGACAGAACUUGAAUGACACCGUGAAACUGCUCAAUGACGAUGCCUUCAGCGUGGGGACUGACGUCACGAUCGCUGUACCAUCUCUCACCGGUUACGAUCUGUACGAAGUUUACAAUCCUUGCAAGGAACGCGGCGGCUCUUUGAACGUAACUGCUUUGGGUUAUUGGACCGAAAAGUCUGGCGUGGCGAUUAAGCUUAAGCAAUCCAUGUUCGCGAGACGGUCCAAUCUGCAUGGUAUGAAGCUUAAAGUAGGAAUUUUGUUGUCGUAUAAAGCUUACAAUUUGUCAACGGAGGAUAUCAUAUUGGAUCACAACUUGAAAGCGAAAUAUGGCCGAUCUCAGUUUCUUUUCACACUCUUAUUACAUAUGGCCGAUCUUUUCAAUUUCACGAUGGACAUCGUGGAAGUUAAUCCGAAGAAGCGGCAAGACAAUACUGCGCCAAUAUUCGCAGCCUUUCAAAAGAAAGCGAUAGAUAUUUCCGCCAGUCCAAUUGUAAUGAAGACGGAAAAAUUAAGGAUGGGAGACAUUAUCGGACCGGUAUGGCCGAUGCGAACAUGCUUUCUAUUUCGCACGAUAUCCUCGGCAAACUUGAAGACAGAGCAAUUCUUGCGACCGUUAAAUAUCAAGGUUUGGUAUCUGAUACUCUGCAUGAUAGUGAUCAGCGCGUUGAUCUUGGCGAUAUUGUUGAAACGAGAAGGCAUUCACGACAUGAAGGAAGGCUACGGCAUUUCUGUUCUUCUUGCUAUAGGCGCUCUGUCCCAGCAAUGUGCCGUAGUGGUUCCGUAUCAUUAUGCUGGUCGCAUAGCGUUUCUGCAGAUCAUGCUGUUCAGUUUGCUGAUUCUAAACUACUAUUCCGCGAGCGUCGUGUCGGAUCGCCUGAAGAAUAGAGCCCAGAAGAUGAACGACUCGUUGAUUGAUCUGGCAAACAGCCACCUGAGAAUAGCGGCCGAACCUACGCCUUAUCUUCGUACUUUUCUGAAGUCACCAGAGAAGGAGGUCCAAUAUUUCAUGGAGAGACGGUGGGAGAGAGUACCGGAGUCCAAACGAUAUCUGUCUCUAGCGGAGGGCCUAAAUAAAGUGGCCGAAGGCGGAAUCGCUUAUCACACAACCAUCGAUUCUGCAUAUCCGUACAUCGAGCGAAAUUUCCAACCGCGGAUGAUAUGCGAGAUGACGGAGGUCCAUCUUUUUCGCGCUGUGUUAGCUCUCUGGACUAGACGCAGAAGUCCGUUCACGCCACUGUUUAGAGUUGGUCUGAUCAAAAUGUACGACAUGGGCAUACGCAAGCGUCAGCUGAAGCGUUGGUCGCCGAGGAAGCCCUUCUGUCCAAGGAAUAUGCUAAUCGCCGAACCGCUAUCGAUCCACGAGGCCGCGCCUGUUUUCGCCUUUCUCAGCAUCUCCGUCGCGCUCUCCAUCGUAAUCUGUAUUACAGAGAACUUCAUCUACUGGAUGCGACCUAUACGAUUAUCAAUGUCCGCUAACGAGAAAUGACUCAUCAGAGCCGAAAAAUCUGUAUCAUGCGACGUUGAUCUGCUGCGCGGAAUGAAGUACCUCUGCGCUAAUGAUAAAUCGUUUUUAUGUAACGUCCAAUCUCGCGGAUGCGCU